This is a messenger RNA of Drosophila elegans, 1673 nucleotides long. Its product is annotated as chymotrypsinogen A-like. Gene Ontology annotation, molecular function: serine-type endopeptidase activity. NCBI's taxonomy places the organism in Eukaryota, Metazoa, Arthropoda, Insecta, Diptera, Drosophilidae. Bases 23 to 1540 code for a protein of 505 amino acids. Gene Ontology annotation, biological process: proteolysis. The record is from RefSeq and is a predicted model, not a curated record. The transcript is spliced from 7 exons.
UUUCCUUCCUGAAUCUUCUAAAAUGCAGACUUAUUUAGCUUGCAUAUUUUUGUUCACUUGCUUUCCUUGCUAUCUGGGAACUUCACUGUUUUUGGAUAAUCAUUGUGGGUAUUUAAAUGUAGGCAAAGUUGUCAAUGGACAGAAUGCAAAUCAAGAAUACGCUGCUUGGAUGACAGCUAUAAGAAAUGAGACCGAAUUUCUUUGCGGAGGCACGCUGAUUCACAAUCGUUUUGUUUUAACUGCCGCCCAUUGCACGCACAAACAAGAAAAUUUAUUUGUAAGUUUGGGAGCAUACAACAAAAGUGAUCCUCUCCUUAAGUACGAAGUCACUGCUGCAAUAGUACACCGUUUGUGGUCCAUACACAAGUAUCAGCAUGAUAUAUGCUUGCUGAAAUUAUCAGAAAGUGUCGAGUACAAAGCCAGUGUUCUUCCGAUCUGUAUAAUUGUGGAUAAGAAUAGGAGUUCUCUUCCGGCAAGGUUUAAAACCUUUGGCUGGGGAGUAACAAGUGACGGCAUGGAUUCGGAUAUACUUCAAACAAUCACACUUAACCAUUUAAAUGAAACCAAGUGCAAAAGUCGCUUGGGUGUGACUCUCAGUUCGGACCAGAUAUGUGCAGCUACCUAUAACAGCGACACCUGCAAAGGCGAUUCCGGAGGUCCAUUAAGUACCACUCUGGUCGUUGAUGGCAUAGGCCGCGAAACUCAGGUCGGUAUCGUAAGCUUUGGCCUAAACACUUGCAAUGGACCGGGAGUGUAUACCAAUGUGGCUAGUUAUGUGGACUGGAUACAGGAAAACAUAAACGCCCAUGAUGAUUCUAAUAAGCCACAGCUCACAAACCCACAUCAAUUUCCGCCUGCAAUAAUUCAAGACAUGUGGUUGCAUGGGGACUGCGGGGGCGAAACCAUGGCAUCAAUUUUACGGGCCGAAAUUUUUGGACUUACUUUUAGGGCCCAGGGAGUGCUGAUCACAGACCGUUUUGUCAUAACAGUUGUCAGAGACUUACAGGAAAACGCUGCUGCGCUAGAAGUUGAUGUAGUCGGAAAAGGACGGUCCUAUGGUGAAUACAGAGUUGACUCAGUCCUUAAGCACAGCAUAGACGAUAUAGCUUUGCUAAAACUUAAUCGACCUGUGACGCCACCAGAUGGAAUAAAACCAAUCUGUAUGCUUUCAAACAUACAACUCCAACGUAAUGGCGAACCUAAUUCGGCCCUUUUUGUAUUAGACAACGUGCGAAUUUCCGCUGUUAACGUUGAAUUUGUUAAUCCCCUUGAGUGUCCAUUGAGGACAAUCAAUACGAAUGAAAUUUGUGCGAAAACUCCUUCUGGAAUGAGCCAUACAUUUUUAAAGCCUGGCGACAUAUUGGGACAAAGGGUUAUGAUUUCGGAAAAAGAACGGUUCGUUUUAUUUGGUUUGGUAAGCUAUUCAUAUAAUGGGUGCCACAUUCUUACAAAUGUUAUGAGACAAACUGAGUUGAUCGCAAAUGCCUUGAAAAAAUAUCAGGCUAAGCAACCAACUAGAAUGGCUUUGCCAAGGUUUUAAAUUGCGAAUAUAACUAUAAAAUAAUUAUAAAAAUAAAAUAUAAAAUUUUUCAUUUGUGUAUGAGAGGUAGUCUUUGAAAUUUAUUUGAAGGUUGUUGCUUGUAUCCCACAAAAAAUGGUUUAAAACGUGUUAU